This is a messenger RNA of Schistosoma turkestanicum, 2955 nucleotides long. The record is from the annotation of a GenBank genome assembly. NCBI's taxonomy places the organism in Eukaryota, Metazoa, Platyhelminthes, Trematoda, Strigeidida, Schistosomatidae.
CAAACAAUCGGCGCCAUUAGUCAACAUUCAAAGCAGUAAAGUAACCCUUAUGAAUACGUCCUUAUGCUAUGGAAACAGAAAGGACAAAACUAUACCAUUUGACGCCGUCAACACUUAUAUUUCUCAAAACGUCUAACUUUAGUCGUCUAUCAAUAGAUUACUUUACAAUUUCAAAAAUUAUUUCUCCAUACAAAUUCCAAAGAAUUUUCGAUUAUGUAUUUGAAAAAUGUUGGCAAUUAAAUUAUUCUAUCAAACACGUUGGAUCAUAUCUUACAUCAACUAACAGAAAUAGACUAUUUUUAAACAGGAUAUACAAAUUGAUUAGCGUCAAGUUAAACAAAACAAUUUUAUUCAUUAUUUUUAAUAAUCUAAUUGAUAAAUUAAAUUUUUUCAUUAUUUAUUUAAAUUUUAUUAUACAAUUAUUAUUUAUCACUUAUUACAUUUCAUAUCAUACUCAAAGACUAAAAUAUUUCAUUUGUACAAAUGUCAAUGUUAAUACUACUAAAAAUAACAAUGAUGAUGAUAAAUUUGUUAAAAACAAAUCCUUUCUCAAACAAUCAAUACAUCAAUCCAAUGAAAUACAACCAGUGAAAUUCUUAUCAUUACCAUGUUUUACUACAACAAAUGGUCUGUCUAAAAACAAUUCAAACAAAUCUAACCAUGUGCAUCGAGUAAAUGUUCGUCAUUGUUUAACAUGGAUGAUUAUUAUUAGUUUUGUAUGCAGUUUAAAACCAAUUGAAGCUAAUGAUCAUGUUCAUGAUUCAUUGAAAUUACCAAAUGAAUAUAAUUUAAUUCAUUUAUUACAAUCAUUGUCAACGAUUGGCAAACAAAUUAAUUUUAAUAUUCUGACAAAAUCUGAACAAAACACAUGGAAUUAUUUAUUAGAGAAAAUAUUAAAAUCACAAAUAAAUCUUGUAAAAAAUAAUACAGCAUUGGAUUUGACGCCUAGUAUGACUAUUGUUAAAAAAAGUAGUAUUCUAAAAGAAUUUUCAAAAAAUAAUCCUAAGCAUACUACUACUACGACGACAACUACUACUACUAUUCAAAAACCUUCCAAAGCAGAAUUAAUUGCUAAAACACCUAGUUAUAUGUUUAAACUACAUGAACGUCAUAUGAAUGAUUGGCAUAGUUUUGGACGUUAUGAAUCAAAUCAUUUAUUACAUCCGGAUUAUGUGAAAUAUUUAAGUGACAAUCAAAUUUCAGUAGAUCAUCAUAAACAACAACAAAGCGAAAAAACUCAUCAUCAUCAUCAUCGUCAUCAUCUUGGCAUGAUCACAGCAAUCAGACAUCAUAAACAUAUAGAAACUCAAGACUAUGAAAGUAGUGAAUCAAAUUUACAUCCACUCUAUCGUAGUAAACGUCAUACAGAGGAGGAGUCAUUAGACUUGAAUUCCUCUAAAACAACGCAUCAUCAUACAAUUAAACAACAUAAAUUAGUAUUUCAAUUAGCUGAUAUACCAUCAAAUGAGAAAUUAAUCGCAGCCAGUAUACGUAUAAGAUAUGAAGCAAAAAUGUAUGCAACAAAUUAUACAAUUCCAACAGAAUCAACUUCUUCUUCUUGUAUCAAUAAUGUUACUAUUGUUGAUAGUAAAGUGAAUAGUUCAUCAUUUUAUUGGCCAUUAUCUUUAUGGUUACAUUCAGAUCAACAACAACAACAACAACAACAGAAUAAUUACAGUAAUGUUGAUAUACAAACUGCAGCUAUUUUUGAACCAGAUAAUAUGCAAUGUAUUUUACAAAAAACAAGAAACAAUUCAUCAUCUAUAAUGAUUUUACCGAAUGGAUGGUUUCAUAUACCAUUGAGCCAGCCGGUUUUACAUUUAAUCGAACAAAUCAAUCAACAACAAACGGAUGCUAAUAAACAAAUUGUCAUACAAAUUCGUUCGGUAGUAAGAAAAAACUCAUCUACAUCUGAUGAUUUUGAUGUUACCGAUAUGGAUAGCCAUGAAUUUGAACAGUCUAACUAUUUGAAAAUGAAUAAUCUCAAUCAAAAUAAUGAAAAUUCAUUGGAUUCCACGUAUUGGUUACAUAAUGCACCGCAUUUAUUUACUUAUCAUCGUGAUCCUAAUUUAGUUGAAUAUUUAAAACGUAAACCGAGAUCAAUAAAUUCUGUGAACAGUCAGCAAACACAUCAAAAUGAUCAAACUCAUAGUACGAAUUUGAAACCUUUGAAUAAUAAUAUAAGCAAUAGAAAAAUUGCUAAACGUUAUAAACGUUUACAACGACUACUUAAUACACAAUUAAAACAACAACAAAAACAAAAUGAAUUAAAUCAACAAACUAUUCAAUUUAAUAAACAAAACUAUAUCAAACAAAGAUCACGUCGUUUAGCACAAUAUCAACGUCGUCAUAAUCGUGCAAGUCAAGAUCGUUAUUAUUAUAGUGAUUUGGAUUCAACCAAUGAAAUGACCGAUGAUCAAGAUCUGAAUGAAGAUGUUGCAACACAUCGUAAAAUCAAAACUAAUUCCUAUGAUAAUAAUCGUAAUCAUCAUCAUCAUCAAUCACAACACCAGCAACAUCAGCAACAACAACAACAACAUCAAUAUGACAUAACAAGAUCAUAUCAUUCAAAUACAUUACAAACGAAUAAUCGUCAUUACCUUGAUACAACAUGUCAACGACGUGAAUUAAUCAUUAAUUUUGAUGCUGUUGGUUGGGCUGGUUGGGUGAUUGCACCACAAGCAUAUAAUGCACGUUAUUGUCUAGGUCAAUGUCCGUUUCCAUUAUCCACUCAUUACAAUACAACUAAUCAUGCUGUUCUGCUUCAAUUAGUACAUUUGUUAGAUGUAGCUAGUAUUUCUGGUCCAUGUUGUGUACCGCAUCAAUUAUCAUCACAAUCAUUAUUAUAUCAUAGUCAAAAUGGUGAUGUUGUACUUAGAGUUUAUGAAGAUAUGGUUGUAGAAAGUUGUGCUUGUCGUUAAUUAUGGAAAAAAAACAAAAAAAACUCUAUUCUCA